Messenger RNA from Penicillium mononematosum, 309 nucleotides. RefSeq lists its product as uncharacterized. NCBI's taxonomy places the organism in Eukaryota, Fungi, Ascomycota, Eurotiomycetes, Eurotiales, Aspergillaceae. The record is from RefSeq and is a predicted model, not a curated record. The transcript has 2 exons. Bases 1 to 309 code for a protein of 102 amino acids.
AUGACAUCGAUUAUUACUUCCAUCAAGGACCUCAUUACCUCCAUAUUCGAGGUGAUAUUCUCUAUGGUUAAGAGUGCGCUGGAUACGGGGUAUCAGCUACUCCUGGCUUUUGUCGACUUCUUCGCCGGUAUUCCUAAGAUGCUACAGCACCUGGUAAAGGGAAGUUUGGAAGCCACAGGCGGGGUCGGGGCAUUCAUCGCCAGUAACAUCGUCGUUAUUGCUAUUAUCGCCCUUGGCAGCUAUGGCUACCUGGCAUAUCUACGCCGUGAAGGUCGCCCAGUCCAGGCUGGGACCAAGAAAUCGAAUUAG